Molecule: messenger RNA, 5790 nt
Organism: Magallana angulata
Lineage: Eukaryota; Metazoa; Mollusca; Bivalvia; Ostreida; Ostreidae
Product: lethal(3)malignant brain tumor-like protein 3
Exons: 21
Coding region: 44-4315 (1423 amino acids)
Biological process (GO): regulation of DNA-templated transcription
Cellular component (GO): nucleus
Molecular function (GO): protein binding; zinc ion binding
Source: RefSeq, a predicted model, not a curated record
UUCUUCAUAUUUACAGGAAUUAUUAAAAAAAAAAACAAUCCAGAUGAGUUCUCAACAAAGUGUGGAUGGUAACCCACCACCCACUAAAAAACUCAGGCCAGAUGCAGGAACAACAGGUGAUACCCCUCCCUUUACAACGGUUACCAUGGCAACCCCUGCGACCUUGAUAUCAACAAAUGUCACGAGUACCAACAAUUUGCAACAGGGCUCAGUGAUUAGUGUCACAUUUUCUAAUGGUGUAUUCAAUGUGAAACCAGCUGAGUUGGACCAGCCCCAAAUUGGCUCUUUGAAGCCAACCCCCGGCCUGCAACCAGGGACUGUAUCUGUAGUCAAGGGUGUUCCCAUGAAUCCUGCUGGCGUCAAAAUCCAGAGCCCAAAUUUGCAACACAGGGGAUCUAAUCCAGUUGCAUUCAUCGCUCAAAAUAUACCUGGUACCCAGGCAGGAGGGGCAUCAAUGACGGUCAAACCUGGGACGAUGGCUAUUCUACCCCAGCAGAAUGUCCCCCUCCAAACCAUUCAUGCCCUGCAGUCAAAAGGCGCUGGGCAAACUAACUUGAUGACGACCCCGGUGCAGCUCCAACAAAACCUCAAAUCUGGUCAGAUAACAUUAGGAUCAGUGACCCUGGCCCAGUAUACACAAGGUUCAGUGACCCAGCCAAGCAAUGUCCUUCAGACCGUUCAAGGUCAAGCAAGGCCUCAGAUGGUGUCUAAAAUACUCCCUCAGCAGAACUUCCAAGUCAAACCUAUCAACGUGGCCAAGAGUCUGAUUCCUAACCAGCAAAUCCACAUUUCCCACAUUCACAAUGUCGCAGGUAAACCUGUUCCCAUGGUUGUCCAGUCUGCUAAUCUUGCUCAACCACAGACACCUGUGACAACGAUGACAGCUUUAAAAAGAUUUCCAGUUCCAGUUUCCUCUAUUAAUCCAAGCAACAAUAUUGCUACAUCUCUACCCACCAAAAUCCGAAUUCAAGGGAGUGUUGCCACAGACACCACAAACUUGGCAAAACUGGACAACAAAGAUGGAAAAUCCACCACAGGGGCCAAACUUUUACCUGCUCAGACCCCCACAACUAAUAUGGGCACACCACAGCAUAAUGGCCUACCAGUGAAGCCCACCGCUGUGAUGACCACAGUGUCACCCACGUCUGUGGCGUCAGCUAUCCCUGUGGUGCAGAAAGGCAGCCAUUUCCAUGUACAGCCCGGGGCAGUAGCUCAGGUAGGAGCUCUCCAGGGCACUGCCAGGCUCGCACAGGUGUUUCCCAGUAAUGCAUUAUCAAAGGUGGGUGUUAUGACUGUGCCAAAUAUGGUUCCUGGUUCCUAUGCUCGUGUCCCUAUUCAAAUGAAUGCUUCUGCCAGUGCUCCUUUAUUGAUGCGGGGUCCUGUUCCAAAUGUGGGGAAAAUGACAGUAUCCUCUCCAAGUGAAACUACCCUAGAGACUGCUACUUCAACUCCAGGGGCAGACCAGGAUGGCCAUGCGGUGGAAACAAAGAAAGUGGACAAAACUGAAAGGAGAGAUGAACUGGAGAGUGUUAAAAAAGAGGAUGAUGAGAAAGUAGCUAAAGAUAACAAUGGUACAGAGUCAAGUGAAAUGAAAAAUGUGCCAAAUUUCCUAGAUGAUGUAGAUUCUUUGAAUGAGAAAAAGUCUUCAAAAAAUGAAUCUCAGGUGAAGUCAAAGAAAAAUUAUACUCAGAAGGAAGAGAAGAAAGAAAAACCAAUGGAACAAGAAGAAAGCAAGGAUUUGCUGCCCCUUACAGUGCAUAAUCUAGAGGAGGAUGUGAAGAAGGAAUCUGAAAAAAAGAACGAAGUAAAAGCAAGUGAAAAGAUUGAUUCCCAUCCAACAGAAAAAGAAAAUUCUUCUCAUGAAAUUAAAAAGGAAUCGAAAAGCAAGGAAAGUGAAAAUUCAGUAGACAAUGGCUCCUUAGAGGAGAAGAAAAAUCCAGAGGGUGAAAGCAAAAAGUCAGAUAAAGCAGGGAGAGAAGAUUUUGAUCCUGUUGGGGCCAUGGACUGGAAGGAUGGAGUUGGAGAAUUGGAAGGCAGCAAUCUGAAGUUCAAAAUGAAUGAGUUUGGAGCAAUAGAGGUUAUCACAGAUAACUUGGAGUGUAACGAGACACUGGACUCCAGCAGUGAGAUGGAUGUGUCAGAGACUAAUGAGAAAGAAUAUGAGCCUGCACCCGGGUGUAGCGGGGACACAGAGGCCAAGUCUGGGGGGAGGAAGAAGGAGGAAAAGUUGCCAGAAGGUGGAGGAGAGGUGAGAGAUGAGGUCUGUCAGUGCAUGAACUGUGGAGAGUUUGGGUUCGCCAGCGAGUUCUGUAAGUCCGGCCGAUUCUGUAGCCAGGCCUGUGCCACAACAUUUACAACCAAAAAAAUGAGAGGGGGAAGAGGGGGUCAUAAUCAUUUUAUGUCCAAGAUGUGGAAGAAGAAAAAGAAGCUGAUGGCAAUGAAGGGAGCAUUGGACGAGGAUGGGGUUCCAAUCAAAACAGGACCAGGAAGGAAACCUAAAUUGCAUAAUUGGGCCUCGUACUUAGAGAGAACAAAGUCACAGGGGGCUCCAUUGAGGUUAUUUAGAGAGCCAUUUCCAGUGCACAAGAAUGGAUUUAAGCUUGGCAUGAAACUAGAAGGAGUAGACCCAAAGCACCAGUCGUUAUUUUGCGUGCUGACUGUGGCAGAAAUCUGUGGUUUCCGGAUUCGGCUUCAUUUUGAUGGGUACUCGGAGUGUUAUGACUUCUGGUCAAAUGCUGACUCCGCUUUCCUGUUCCCUGUAGGCUGGUGUGAAGAAAAUAAUAGGAACCUUCAACCUCCCAAAGGAUUCACAGCAGAGGGAUUUAAUUGGCAAAACUAUCUGAAACUCUCCAAGGCCAUUGCUGCUCCUAGAUCAUUAUUUAACAAUUUACCAAAGGAGCCUGCCACUCCUCACUUGUUUCAACUGGGCAUGAAGCUGGAGUCAGUAGAUAAGAAGAACAGCAAUCUGAUCUGUGCGUCCACGGUGAACGACGUCAUGUCCAACAAAAUCCUGAUCCACUUCGAUGGUUGGGAGGACACUUACGACUACUGGUGUGACAUUACGUCCAUGAAUAUUCACCCUGUUGGUUGGUGCGAGAAAAAUGGAAAAUCACUCUCUCCUCCUGGAGAGUAUGAGAAUGUUCACUUUGAUUGGAAGGAAUACUUAGAAAGGAACAAUGCAGAGGCAGUCCCAGAAAAAGCAUUCAAACCACAGUCUCCUGUGGGUUUUGAGCCUGGAAUGAAGAUUGAAGCAGUGGACAAGAGAAAUCCAAUUCUGAUCCGCGUAGCCACGGUGAUGGAGGUGGACGGACACCUACUGAAGCUCCACUUUGAUGAGUGGGAUGAGUGCUACGACUACUGGGUGGAAGAUGAUUGUCCGGACAUUCAUCCACCUGGAUGGUGUCAUAAGACAGGUCACCCUCUCACUGCUCCUCCAACUCCGACUGAUCUUUUGCGGGGAUCCACUGGUUGCCCUAUUCCUGGUUGCAAGGGCAUAGGUCACAUCAAAGGUGCCAAAUAUACCGGUCAUCAUAGUGCUUUUGGCUGUCCAUACUCUCCCCUGAACAUGAACAGAGAGUCGACCCUACAGGACCGUCUGGGAUCCACCAGGGCCGAAGAAGUGAUCCAAACCCCCACCCCAUCAUCUCCAGUGGACAUCAAGAUGAUCAAGGGGGAACCUCCUGAUUCACCAGAGGCUGUCAAAAAAUGUCCAACACCUGGUUGCGAUGGACAAGGUCAUGUGACCGGGAAGUUUUCAGCCCACCACAAACUGUCUGGAUGUCCUAAAGCUCAGAACAACCAGCUUCAACAGUCAGUCGCAGCAGAGAACAUAGUCCCAAAGAAAUCCACCAGGGGGCGCAAACCUAGGAGUUAUUACCUAAAUAUGGGAGACAGAGGUCCUCCUCCCAAGACUCCAAAACUGAAGAUUAAACACGAGAGAGAAUAUGAUGUCACAAGUCCCCAAGAUAACCUGCAGAAUGGCAUUCACAACUCUGUGUUUAAAUCAGCCAUGGCUACCACCCCUAACCCUGAAGUCUCUCUCUGCUGGGAACGGCACGUCAAACUGCUGCCUGGCAUUCACAGGUUAAAGGGCUCGGAAGUCGCCAAGUGGAACAUCGAACAAGUUGCAGCAUUCGUCAAAACCCUUCCUGGCUGUGAAGAACAUUACAAGACCUUCAAAGAGGAGCAAAUUGAUGGGGAAGCUUUUCUUCUGAUAUCCCAAGCAGACCUUGUGAAGAUUCUGAACAUAAAACUAGGACCAGCAAUCAAGAUAUACAACAGUCUAGCUGUGUUCAAAAGUUCCCUGGAUGUGUGAUAAUCAUAUGAUUGUGAUAAAAGUGAUUACAAUUCAGUCAGAGUGCUCGGAUUUCUUAUUGUAUCAGACUUGUAGAUAUAUCAUCCUUUGUUAUCAAUCAUUGCUACAGCUUUCAUAGUGCUAUAACUGCUACUUGUAUUGUUGAUUGUUAUUGAAUAUUAUCUAUUGAAUUCUUUUUAGAUAGAUUUUACAGUUUUGAAUUAAUUACAGAUGUACAGAUAACUUUAAUCACAUGUAGAUACUUCAAGUUUAAAGAUAUAUAUGUAUAUAACUAGAUUUUUUUUUUCUUUUUUUACAAGGUAAACGGAUCAUGCAUGUAAUGCUUAUUUGUUAUUUCCGCUCGGUGGAAUGAUAUGAUCAGUCGAAAUGUUAUGUCUCUUUUUAAUUAUCUUCUGCACAUAUAAAAAGAUCUCUGCAUUCAACAGAUACAGUAUAUUCAUGUAUGUGGCAGUGAGAGUUGUGACGGGUUUCAAUUCAUUUAUUUAUACCACAUUUUGAGAAAUUGUAGUCCAGUGUUCACCAGUUCAUGACAUCAACUAUUUAUAGAAAUCAACUUAGAGAUAAAACAGAUUUGAAUUCACAUGCCCUCAGAUUGCUUGGAUACAGUCGACAUUAAAAUAGAAUUUGAAUUCAAUUGAUCUGAGAGCCCACUCUAGAAACUGUUUCGGGAUAUACUUAAUGUCUUUAUUAAUGAUAUUUAUACCACAUAUAUUUUUGAUUUUUUUCUUGAUGAUUAUCUUAUUAGAAUAAAUGAGGGUUUGAUUUUGUGGUUGUAAAGUGGAGUUUAAGGUGUAGCACUUAAUCACAUUGAUUAUAUACUUUACAUAAAAAAAAUUUUUGUGUAAUCUGAUCAGCUUAUGCAGCAUGUGCUUAAAACAAGAUAACCUUUAUUUCUUCAUUUGCUUGUUCCAAUAGUUUGAGGAAUGGGGUAUGAAAGUUUAAUGUUCUGAACAAAACAUGGUUGUGCAAUCCUAGCUGUACUGAUAGUGCAAAUUAAACAAGAGGACGUUUUUGACUUUAUGUACAUGUUAUUCAAGUGAGAUUCUUACAAGGCUGGAAUAUUCAGGCAAGCCUACCGUUGCAGAAAUGAGGCUUUUUAAGAUUUUGUUAAAUUGCUAUGAAGUUUUACAAAUGCAGUGAUGAGAUGGUAUCCAUCUUGUAAUGGGUGACUCAGUAUAUGUAUCAUGUGUAUGAAAUAAACCGGUAUCAAACAGACUGGUUUACUAGUACUGUAAUAAAUUACAAGUUUAAGGAGAAGUGCAGCUAACUCUUUAAAUAUUGAUUUGUAUGUGAGAGCCAAAAAACAAACUAGGCCCAUUUUUCACCAUAUAUUUGAGGCUGCAACAUGUCUGACCAAAUUGUUUUGAGUUGAUUACUGUGAAUGUGAAGUGUGAAGGUCAUGUAUAAUUGUUUUCCAUUCCAUGAAACUGCUCAUUAAAUGUAUCAUGCUGUUACAAUUAAAUUGCUAUACAGUG